AUGACGCUCUGUAUUCGUGAAUGUAUUAUUUUGUUAUGCUUACCGUUUUGCGAGGCAGCCAACAUACUCUAUGUUGUACCGGUCUCUUCGAGAUCUCAUGAUAUAUUUCUUAGACCAAUAGGACUUGAACUGGCAAACAGAGGUCAUAAUGUCACCGUUAUAACCUCUUUUGACGUACCAAAUUCUCCACCAAAUUAUCACAAAGUUGUGGUAGAGAGGAAAGAAAUAUGGGAUUUAAUGGGUACCGCAAGACCAAACUUAUUCGAAACAACCAAAAUAUCAACCAUCAAUUUAAUAAACACAAUAUUGUGGAAAGCAGGGCUUGCUUUGACGGAACAUAUUCUUAACUCAACUGAAGUACAGGAUUUUCUCAAACAAGAUAAUAAUUAUGAUUUAGUUAUCUGUGAGACGUUUGUUCAAGACGCUAUAUACUACUUUUCUCAUAGAUAUAAUGCACCAUUAGUGCUUGUAACACCCUUUGGAAAUUGUAUGAGACACAAUAUAGCUGUUGGAAAUCCAUUACAGCUAGCGACUAUUCAAUACGAGUUCGUUCCAAUAGAAAGUCCCAAAAGUUUUACGGGACGUAUGAAAAAUCUUUUCAUUUCAAUAUAUGAGUAUGUAUCGUGGAGGUUUUGGUACUUAAAACAACAAGAGAUUUUAGCUAAAAAGUAUAUUAAAGAUUUGCCCGAACCAGUACCAAAUUUAUACGAUAUAGAAAAAAAUGCAGUGCUAUUUUUGGUUAAUAGACACUUCAGUUUUAAUGAACCAAUGGCAUAUCUACCAAAUAUUAUCGAAAUUGGGGGAUUGCAUACGACAAUGAACGCUGAACCAGAAAUAUUAUCAAAGGAAAUGGAAAAAGUAUUGAACGAAUCCACCAAUGGAGUGGUGUAUAUUAAUUUCGGAAGUAAUGUUAAAAGUUCUGAACUACCAGCUGAUAAAAAGAAUGCUUUUAUAAGCAUUUUGGGGAGACUUAAAUACACAGUUUUAUGGAAAUGGGAGAAUGAUCGCACAGAAGAUAUGCCACAUAAUAUAAUCACAAGAAAAUGGUUUCCACAACAUAAAAUAUUAGCACACCCCAAUAUAAAACUAUUUAUCGGUCACGGGGGAGCAAUGAGUACCCAAGAAGCUGUUUAUCACGGAGUACCUAUCCUGGGUGUACCCAUAUACGCUGACCAAUAUAACAAUCUACUUCUCACCAAAGAAGCCGGCUUUGGAGAAAUACUCAAUUUUAAUGACAUCGAUGAGGCAUCUACAGAAAGGGCCAUAAAGGAUAUACUCGAGAAGGAAACAUAUAUGUUAAAAGCUAAAGAGGUUUCUAAAAUAUUCAGAGAUAGGCCAAUGAAUCCUUUAGAAACAGCAAUGUUCUGGAUAGAAUACGUUAUUAGAAACAAUGGUUCAAAUCAUUUGAAAAGCUCUGCGAUUGAUAUGCACUGGACUGCAUUCAAUAUGUUGGACGUUUAUGCAUUUAUCGUAAUAACAUUUGUUGCAAUUGCUUUUCUUGCAGUAAAAUUGUUGAUUGUUUUAAGUAACAAAUUACGUUUUAGGAGGGUAUUGCCGAAAAAACAGAAACGCUCUUGA
This is a messenger RNA of Pieris macdunnoughi, 1578 nucleotides long. NCBI's taxonomy places the organism in Eukaryota, Metazoa, Arthropoda, Insecta, Lepidoptera, Pieridae. The record is from the annotation of a GenBank genome assembly.